GGCUAUAGGACAACUCGUGCUUUUGCUGCAUCUGAGAACUAGUGUCUCUGAUCUGUGACUGUUGCAGAGAUGGGGGCUCUGAUUUUAAUAACAGGGAUAUGUUUCCUUGUGGUGGACUGCACCCAUCUUCAUACACAUUUGCAGCGGCUUCCCAAGCUUGGGGAUGUCUAUCAUAUCACAGGGAUUCUCAAACUGCCUUAUGCAGAAAUAGAAGAACCUUUUGAAGCCUGGUUCAAUGAAACUGGAGGGAAAAGCCGGAUCCAGUAUUAUCACGGCCAAGUAAUCACUUACCAGUUUAGUUUCAUGAAGCCUUUUGGAGCCAACUUCAAGAUAACACCAGAGACCACAGAAACCAAGGUCAACAUCAGGGAGUGCUUCCGGGUCAAUGGAACAUCAGAAAAACCCAUUAAACCUCAGAGUGUCUUUCCAAACUUGACUGAUUUCCAGCCUGUAGGCUUUGAAUACUACAAUGGACAGUAUUGCACAGUUCUGGAGCGUACAUCGUAUUGGGGAAAGAAGAAGAACACGUAUAAAUUGUGGAUGGCUGAUGCUGUGCCUGUGCAUUAUGAGAUGUGGGGGUACAAUACCCUGCUUGGCUCCCACUAUGACAAAUAUGAAAUAGACUACACCAGCUUUUCCCACAGCUUCCCAACCAACGUCUUUGAUCUACCUCAGGAUCUAAUGUGUUCACAUUGGCCUGGAGCAGGACCACAGAACUCAAUCUUGGCCAAUCCCAUGCAGGAAUUUGUUGGGGGAGCUGGCGAUGUGAGCAGAGACCACGAGCAUUUGUUCCAUCGCUACAAAAAGAAGUUCCGAAAGACAUACACAAGUGACAAGGAGAUGGAGCACAGGAAACACACUUUCAUCCACAACAUGAGAUAUAUCCAUUCCAAGAACCGAGCCAAUCUCCCUUACAAGCUGGAUAAUGGCUACUGUCACUACAAUCAAUCUGAGCUGAUGGCAGCACUCUCUGGCUAUAUCAACGUGCCCUCUGAGAACAUCACUGCCCUGAAGGCUGCUCUGUACAAGCAUGGCCCAGUGACUGUGAACAUUGAUGCCUCCCAUAAAUCCUUUGCUUUCUACUCCAGUGGCAUCUACUACGAACCAAACUGUGGAAACAAGACCAUGGAACUAGACCAUGCAGUCCUAGUGGUAGGAUAUGGAGAGCUCCAGGGAGAAAACUACUGGCUCAUCAAGAACUCUUGGUCAACAUAUUGGGGAAAUGAUGGCUACAUCCUCAUGUCCAUGAAGGAGAACAACUGUGGAGUGGCUACUAUUCCGACCUAUCCAGUACUUGCUUAAUAGUCAGGAAGAGACUAUCAGUCAAUGCACAAUAAGCCUUCUAUGGUCGAGACUUCUCCUGAACUGCAAUUUGCUGAAGCAUCUUGUUUAGGAAUCAGUGACUUGAACACAUCUUAGAACACUUAUUGCUUUUAGGUACAAUUCCAAGAAUCCCCUUGGCAGCAGGGCCACUGGCUGUGUUGCCUGGGGGAUUCUGGAAGAUGUAAUCCAAAAAAUUAUUUUUUCCCCCUAAACUUUCUGUUCCUGGUUUUUAGAAAUAUUGAUGUCACACACAUCACAAGAUCACAAAGGGGGGAAGUCUUAGAAAUGAAGUCUGAUGAUGAAGGAUUUUUUCCUCAACAAAAGCUUUUGAAAUAAUAAAUUUGCAAGUUUUUA
Molecule: messenger RNA, 1677 nt
Organism: Pogona vitticeps (central bearded dragon)
Lineage: Eukaryota; Metazoa; Chordata; Lepidosauria; Squamata; Agamidae
Source: RefSeq, a predicted model, not a curated record